AUGGACCCGAACCAUGUCGACUGCUACACCCAAGCCCAAGUCGAGUUGCGCGAGUUGUUCCAUGAGCUUGAAUGCAAUGGCCAAGUAAGCGCAGCUGAGUUGCAGCAGUCGCUGGUCCCAUUUACUGCUGGAGACGUCAAGCGCGACCUGCUGCAGCUUCUGUCUGAUCUCAAGAGGAAGCGCCAGAGCCUCGACGAGCACGAGUUCCUACGCGUCAUGUGGCGUAAAAUGUACCUUGCCAGUGCAAUUGAAGCUACGAAAAGCGGAGCGGCAGGAGAGCACAGACAUAUCAAUGUCUCGCUUGCUCACGUCAUCGUGUCCGUCAAGCGACGACAGCAGCUCCGGCAGUUUGCCAGCUAUUACUCGAGUCGCGGCAUCUCCGGAGCUGAUCACCUGACGUCUUCGUUAUUACCAGUUAUGGCGCUGCGUCGACGAUGUUCGCCAUGCUACGAUGUGGUUGCGUGCGUUUACGAUGCGGAUCUACUCCAGAUGCGCACACGUACGCUGUUGAGUCGGGCGCGCGGCGCUGAAGUGCGCAACUGCUCGCAACUCUACUGUCUGUUGUUCACUAAAGAGGCGGGAAACUUUGUAUUGGCCAGCACGCAUUUUGGAGAAAACGCAAAGCGCAACUACAUAAAGGAGAAGGAUGAGUAUGGUAUCACUGAAGAAGCGGAGAGCGAUCUGGGUCGUGCUUUUACCUGGUCCGACAGAGAUGACCAAGGCUUGCUAAUGGUCCGCAUGGAAGAGGUGGGGCUACGAAAUGUUGUCGCCGCCGCUUCCAGUAGAGCGUCAUUUGCUGCGAGUACGGGUCGCAAGUUGCAUCAGUGGAGAGCUCAGGAACCAUAUCGAGGCGACGACGAAGAAAACCAACUGACAUCAGCUGGUGUCCGACUCCUCGACACAGAUCCGCCGGGAGAUUGCUUUGGUUUACUCGGUGGGAAGCCGCUCCUUGCCCGCACCAAGACCAUCGCUGAUGUUGGAGAUCUGCGUCAGAUCGCAGCAGGUGAGCAUUUCUUGAUGGCUACGUCGUCUUCAGGCGAGCUGUACAGCUGGGAAUCGUCUUCCUCUUCGACAGCACCGCCAAUAGGGCGGGGAUACGUCAUUCCUGAGCGAGUGCCCUGGUUUCAUUCGCCUGAAAAGGUAUUCCGUGUAGCAUGUGGUAGCCAUCACACGCUAGUGCUCACCAGUAGUGGGGUGUAUGCCUGGGGCUCCAACGUCUACGGCCAACUCGGACUAGGAGCUCACUGUUCUCCUGCAGACCCUCACACCUUAGAACCCGCACCAGUGCGUAUUCCAACCGAUGACAUGCCGGUGCUAGACAUCGCAUGUGGCGAUAUGCACUCCGUUGCAUUAACCGCUGGAGGACAAGUGCUUACGUUCGGGUGCAAUUGGGAGGGUCAGUUAGGUUUUAACGAACAGUCAAAUGCCAAGAUCGCCGAUGUGGUAGCCACGGGUUGUGCGUACGAACCUUUGCCAGUGUUGCUGCCACAAGAGCCCGACAUCGAUAAAAAAGUCUACUUGAUUACUGCUGGUCCACAGACGACUGCAGUUGUCGGCACAUCCGGACGGGUUUUUCAAUGGGGUAGAUGCGUACCCGACGGGCUCGAUGGAGUGUGUGGGCGAGUUAGUCGCCGGCUACCUGAGAGCCUCGAUGCUGUCAGCGAGUACGAGGGCACAUCGGGACCUGUAUGGCAUAGUAUUGCCAUUGCAGAUGGCUUAGUGACUCUUACUCGUCAUGCUACCGCGACUAGCGCUGUGUCCGAGGACCCAACAGCGCUCAAACGAUGA
This is a messenger RNA of Phytophthora infestans T30-4, 1788 nucleotides long. RefSeq lists its product as uncharacterized. The coding region runs from base 1 to 1788 and encodes 595 amino acids. The transcript is spliced from 4 exons. Gene Ontology annotation, cellular component: cytoplasm. Gene Ontology annotation, molecular function: guanyl-nucleotide exchange factor activity. Lineage: Eukaryota; Oomycota; Peronosporomycetes; Peronosporales; Peronosporaceae. The record is from RefSeq and is a predicted model, not a curated record.